AUCCAGGAAAUGCUUGUGGCCCCGCCUCCAAUCUCGGAAGUGCGCGCGGCCCCGUCCCCGAAAGUCGGCUGGGCUCCGCUCCAAUCCCGGAAGUGCGCGCGGCCCCGCCCCCGCCGGUUAGCGUCUCUCUGCUGCGGCGAGGGGACCGCUGUGCUCUCGGUAGGCGGCUGGGCUGGGUGGGCUCCGCACUUCCUUCUCGCUCCGUGCCGCGCGUCCCGGCACCCUUGGGCCCACUCCGGGAGGAGUCUGCGUCCUGGGCCCGCCUGCCGGCUGUUCCGUGUGCCGCCGUGCCCGUCGCGGGCGGCUUCGCGCCUGUUCCGCUGCAGGUUGGCCCCGGCGGCGGGAGCGCCCUCGAUCCCGACAAAGAAACGAGCGCUCGGUGCGACCAGCGGCGCCGGCGGCUUUGCCAGCGCGCGUGUGCUUGUGUCCGCGAGUGUGCGUGUGUGUGUGCAUUUGGAUGUGGAAUGCCGGGUGUUUGGGGAGCAAUGCGGUAACUGAGGCCUGGGAGGGAGCCCAGUCAUAUACCAGCAUCUAGGAUUGGUUUGUGUGAUUUGAACCCACUAUUUUUUUUUUUUUUGAGACACGGUCUCAGUCUGUCACCCAGGCUGGAGUGCAGUGGCACCAUCUCUGCUCACUGCAGCCUCCACCUCUCGGCCUCAGGUGAUCCUCCCAGCUCAGCCUCCUGAAUAGCUAGGACCACAGGCGUACACCACCAUACCGGGCUGUUUUACAUAUUUUCUGUGGAGACGGGGUUUCACCACGUUGCCCUGGCUGGUCUUGAACUCCGCGACUCAAGCAAUCCGCACGCCUCGGCCUCCCAAAGUGCUGAGAUUACAGGCAUGAGCCACCGCGCCCAGCCUGAACCCCCUAUUUAAUGUCAGAAAUUUGAUUUGACUUCACAGGGAAAGCCCUGAGAAACUACCAGAACAGGGGCCCUCGGGCCAGUGUUGGGAGCAUACGGUGAAGUGGCAGGGCUGCUGCACCAGUGCGGAACUCCCCUGUGGAAGAUUAGCCCCUUUGGUGACUCGUCGGUUCUGGCCGCUGUGGGACCUUCCACUGUGCAGUCUGAACUUUCAGCAGGUGGAGGAGGGCAGAGACCUGAGAGUGUUGGUCCAUGCCAGUGCGAGAGCCAGUACAGCCGGAAGCCAUGAUGGGACUUUCAAUUCCUUUCUUGGUGGAGGCCAGCGCAGGGGAGAGGGGGUGCCCGUAGGUGCUAGAAGCUUAAAGACUGCUGGGGGCUAGUGGCCGCCUCAGGACAUAAGGUUUCCAGAUAGGACGGGGCAGGUGGUGAUGCAGCUGUAGCUGGUGAGUCUGAGCGGGAAACAGCCCCCGCGCAGUCGGUGUCACUGUGAAGGGAAAAGGGCCUUCCUUACACAGGAAACGGGGUCUCUGGGGGAUCCAGUGACGUUUCCGACCACAGAGACCAGGUGAGACUGGCUGAUGGUGUCUGGGGCUGCAGGUGACUUAGUUGGGGGCUUGCUCUUGGCCUCCAGACUGGGCCUGAUGGCGUGGGCGCCUGCCUGUGUGCAGGCCCAAGGGUUCAGCUGCCUCUGUCUGUCCCCAGACCGCUCCUCCUGUAGAGAGUGGUGCUGCCAUCUCGGGAUGUACCUGCAGGUAGAGACCCGCACCAGCUCCCGCCUCCAUCUGAAGAGGGCUCCAGGCAUCCGGUCCUGGUCCCUGCUGGUUGGAAUCUUGUCGAUUGGCCUGGCUGCUGCCUACUACAGCGGAGAUAGCCUGGGCUGGAAGCUCUUCUACGUCACAGGCUGCCUGUUUGUGGCUGUGCAGAACUUGGAGGACUGGGAGGAAGCCGUCUUUGACAAGAGCACAGGGAAGGUUGUUUUGAAGACGUUCAGCCUCUACAAGAAGCUGCUGACUCUUUUCAGAGCUGGCCACGACCAGGUGGUGGUCCUGCUGCAUGAUGUCCGUGACGUGAGCGUGGAGGAGGAGAAGGUCCGGUACUUCGGGAAGGGCUACAUGGUGGUGCUCCGGCUCGCAACGGGCUUCUCCCACCCCCUCACGCAGAGUGCGGUCAUGGGCCACCGCAGUGAUGUGGAAGCCAUCGCCAAGCUCAUCACCAGCUUCCUGGAGCUGCACUGCCUUGAGAGCCCCACAGAGCUGUCUCAGAGCAGCGACAGUGAGGCCGGCGACCCUGGGAGCCAGAGCUGACAGCCCCACUGUACCUGAUCCCGUGCACCGCCCACAGGACCCAUGGCACAUUCCCGGUGUGCCUGAGCCCGUGCACCGCCCACAGGACCCGUGGCACAUUCCCGGUGUGCCUGAUCCUGUGCACUGCCCACAGAACCCAUGACCUUGGCUUCAGUCGGUGCCUCCAGCCGAGUUGGCCUAUUGCCUGCUCAUGCUGCUGCUUGCACACUGCAUGAAACAGCAGGCCAGAUCAGGACACCCAGACUUUCUCCAUCGUGAGGCCUGGGCCUGCCUUUCUGCAGCCGGAGGUCUCGCCAGCCCUGGACUCCUGCUGUGGGCCACAGCAAGACCUCGGGCAAGUGGAGAGGCGGGGCCAGGCCAGGCCCUUGUGGGUGCUGAUGCUGUGUGUUGUCCCCGACACAGCAGCCUCUUCCUGGUGGACAUCCCCAGCAGUCAGGUGCUUCCCCAAGGGCAGUGAGGUGUGAACAUCCGGGGCCUACCUGGCUGUGCACGCUGCAGCCACACUGGAAGCUGCCCCUCCCCGAGGACCCGCCUCCCUUGCUGAUGCCAGGAUCUCGGCGCAUAGACCGCUCUGCCCCAGUGGUCGUCACAGAAAGGUCUCUCUGUUCGUCACACUCAGCCUCAGCAUAAGCUGUGAGGCCAGAAAAAAGGUCAGCUCUUCUAGUAUCGUGCAGCGCUUAGAAACCGGGAGCUCCAGCCGGGUGCAGUGGUUCAUGCCAGUAAUCCCAGCACUUUCGGAGGCCGAGGCGGGAGGAUUGCUUGAGGCCAGGAGUUCAAGACCAGCCUGGGUAACACAGCAAGAUCCUGUCUUUGCAAAAAAAUUGACCAAACAAGAAAAACUGGGAGAUUUUCUGCAGAAAUUGAGUUCCAGCCUCUCUCGAACCUGGGAAGACCUGGCAGGAGGGGGCUGGGCUCUCGGCUACAGACUUCUCCCCACCCCGUAGGAGCUGAAUGCCAACCAUCCUGACGUGCCAGUGCUCUUGGUCUCCCAAGUGCACCCAGGUCCUCCCAGGUGCAGUGUGCACCAAACACGCCUGGCCUUAUGCCCUGGCCUGUGAGCUGGGGACUCCUGGGCCCUGUGAGCCCCUAGGCGGCAGGCCUAGGAAUGGCUGGGUAGGACAGGGAAUGCCUUUGCCCCACGUCUGGCUGUGACCUCGGUGAAAGCCAACAGGAGAGAGAUGGGACCCUCCUCCUCAGUAGUGGCUGCCAGUCCCUCGUUGCAGGACAUGGUCAUCAUAACCAUAAAUAACCCUUCGCGUGUCA
This is a messenger RNA of Pongo pygmaeus (Bornean orangutan), 3429 nucleotides long. RefSeq names its product cytochrome b-245 chaperone 1 (gene CYBC1). The record is from RefSeq and is a predicted model, not a curated record. The transcript is spliced from 6 exons. Lineage: Eukaryota; Metazoa; Chordata; Mammalia; Primates; Hominidae. The coding region runs from base 1441 to 2166 and encodes 241 amino acids.